This is a messenger RNA of Exophiala mesophila, 1816 nucleotides long. Its product is annotated as asparagine-tRNA ligase. Bases 40 to 1734 code for a protein of 564 amino acids. Gene Ontology annotation, biological process: asparaginyl-tRNA aminoacylation. Gene Ontology annotation, cellular component: mitochondrion. Gene Ontology annotation, molecular function: asparagine-tRNA ligase activity; ATP binding; nucleic acid binding. The record is from RefSeq and is a predicted model, not a curated record. NCBI's taxonomy places the organism in Eukaryota, Fungi, Ascomycota, Eurotiomycetes, Chaetothyriales, Herpotrichiellaceae. The transcript has 3 exons.
GACACUGGUCCAUAGAUCUCCUUUGAGAGAACUGACUACAUGAUGUCAUGGCGCUAUCCUCGAGUGCCACGACAUUCUUACCGCCUUGAGCGACUUGGGCGUGGGUCCGUUGACUUUACGCCAACGUCUUUCCUCACCCCACGACGAUUCCAGAGCAGCGUCACUGCUACCAACGAAACAUCUCAAGCACCGCGACGAGCCCGACAUUCUCAGAUCCUUGACCAGGACAUAAGCUCGACAAUCAAAGUUGAUGGACUGAUUCGCAGCGUUCGAAAACAAAAGAAAAUUGCCUUUGCCCGUCUCAACGAUGGCUCAACUCUCGAACCGAUCCAGGCUGUCUUUCCCGACCCAGCCCUUGCAAAGGAUAUUACCAAUGGAUCAUAUGUCUCAUUGAUCGGAAAAUGGGUACAAUCGCCCGGCGCCGGUCAGUCGCAUGAGCUACAUGUCGACGAGGUUGUGGAGCUGGGUCAAAGCAAUUCACUUGAGCAUCCCAUCCAGAAACACGCCAUGGCAGCCGAUUACCUUCGAACCAUUCCACACCUACGAAUGCGCACUGCAUUUCAAUCCUGCAUCUUACGUACGCGCAGUGCUCUCCUCUCCAUCAUUGCAAACCACUUUUCCCAAGGCUUUGGCGAGAAUCGUCUACCAGUCUACCAGGUUCACCCACCUCUAAUUACUUCUUCCGACUGCGAAGGUGCAGGGGAAGUCUUCACCGUGACACCCAAGAGUAGUCAACCCGUCCCUCUACCACCAGAGGCGAACAAAGAGACACAGGCCGAACGAUUAUACUUUCGAGACACAAAAUACCUUACCGUCUCGUCACAACUUCAUCUAGAGGCUUACGCUGCCGAAUUGGGAGAUGUAUAUGCGCUUUCGCCAACUUUUCGGGCGGAAGAAAGUGACACACCACGUCAUUUGGCCGAGUUCUACAUGUUAGAAGCCGAGCAUCGAGACGUCACGUUUGAUGAGUUAUUAAAAGGUGUCAAUAAGCUCGUUUCUGACAUUGCCAACCGAAUACAGAACCAUCGAGUGGCAGAUGAGUUACAGAAGUAUUACUCGGAUCACAAACACCGUGACGCUGAUUCCGACGAGGCCGAUCUGCCAGAUCGGUGGAACCGCUUGGCUGGAGAAUAUCAAAUCAUCACCUACACGGAAGCCAUCUCAGAGCUUGAAAAAGCUAGUGAAGCAAAAGGAGACAAACUGUUUGCGCGCAAACCUCGGUGGGAUCAAGGAUUACAAUUGGAACAUGAACGUUGGGUUGUGGAGAAUCUCGGGAACGGUUUCCCCAUAUUUGUGACGCACUAUCCUAAACACAUCAAGCCGUUCUACAUGCUACCAUCGACCGAGAACGUUACUGCGGCGGAUGAAUAUCAACAGAACUCAGGCGGGCGUGGGGAGACAGUGGCAUGUUUUGAUCUCCUCCUACCAAUGGGAUACUGUGAAGUGGCUGGAGGCAGCAUGAGAGAACAUCGCCUUGAGAAUCUCAUUGACAACAUGCGGAACAAGGGACUAAUCAAAAAGACGAUCCCCUCCAAAAACGACGAGUAUCCUUUCCUCAAUCCAGAUGAGACCUUGGGCAGUCUCAAAUGGUAUGCGGACCUUCGACGAUUCGGUACCAGUCGUCAUGGAGGUUAUGGACUGGGAUUUGAUCGUUUGCUUGCAUACCUGACUGGUGUGGCGAAUGUUAGAGAUGUGGUUGCUUUUCCUCGAACAUGGGGACGAGCGGACUGUUGAGGGAGAUUUGAAGACUCGAGGCUUCAUGAUAGAUUAAGCAUGAUACAAUGGUGUACAAUACGAAUAUUCUUCAAGUUGGUAG